This is a messenger RNA of Protobothrops mucrosquamatus (brown spotted pit viper), 1506 nucleotides long. RefSeq names its product Cdc42 guanine nucleotide exchange factor 9 (gene ARHGEF9). The record is from RefSeq and is a predicted model, not a curated record. The transcript has 9 exons. Gene Ontology annotation, molecular function: guanyl-nucleotide exchange factor activity; protein binding. NCBI's taxonomy places the organism in Eukaryota, Metazoa, Chordata, Lepidosauria, Squamata, Viperidae. Bases 16 to 1506 code for a protein of 496 amino acids.
UGGGAUCACGUCACCAUGGCCAACCGGGAGUUGGCGUUUAAAGCGGGAGACGUUAUCAAGGUGCUUGAUGCCUCCAACAAGGACUGGUGGUGGGGACAGAUUGACGAUGAAGAGGGCUGGUUUCCGGCCAGCUUUGUAAGGCUCUGGGUCAACCAAGAAGAUGGAGUUGAAGAAGGCACAAGUGAAGUACAGAAUGGACACUUGGAUCCAAAUGCCACUGACUGCCUCUGUCUUGGGAGAACCCUCCAGAACCGAGACCAGAUGAGAGCCAAUGUCAUUAAUGAAAUCAUGAGUACGGAGCGCCACUAUAUCAAACAUCUGAAGGACAUCUGUGAGGGUUAUUUAAAGCAGUGUCGGAAGAGAAGAGACAUGUUCAGUGAUGAGCAGCUGAAGAUCAUCUUUGGCAACAUUGAAGACAUCUACAGGUUUCAGAUGGGCUUUGUAAGGGACUUGGAGAAGCAGUACAACAAUGAGGACCCUCAUCUCAGUGAAAUAGGACCAUGUUUUCUAGAGCAUCAAGAUGGAUUCUGGAUCUACUCGGAGUACUGUAAUAACCACUUGGAUGCAUGCAUGGAGCUUUCCAAAUUAAUGAAAGACGGCAGGUACCAGCACUUCUUCGAAGCUUGCCGUCUCUUGCAGCAGAUGAUUGACAUCGCCAUAGAUGGUUUCCUGUUGACCCCUGUCCAGAAGAUCUGCAAGUACCCUCUGCAGCUUGCAGAACUGCUCAAGUACACGGCACAGGAUCACAGUGAUUACCGGUACGUGGCCGCUGCGCUUGCUGUCAUGAGGAACGUGACCCAGCAGAUCAACGAGCGGAAGAGGAGACUGGAGAACAUAGACAAGAUCGCUCAGUGGCAGGCGUCCGUCCUGGAUUGGGAGGGAGAGGACAUCUUGGACCGCAGCUCUGAGUUGAUCUACACGGGAGAAAUGUCGUGGAUAUAUCAGCCUUACGGACGAAGUCAGCAGCGCGUCUUCUUCCUUUUUGAUCACCAGAUGGUUCUUUGCAAAAAGGAUCUGAUAAGAAGAGACAUCUUGUACUACAAGGGACGGAUCGACAUGGACCGCUAUGAGGUUUUGGAUAUCGAAGAUGGACGGGAUGACGACUUCAACGUGAGCAUGAAGAACGCUUUCAAGCUACAUAACAAGGAGACGGAGGAAAUGCACUUGUUUUUUGCCAAGAAGCUGGAAGAGAAACUGAGGUGGCUCAGAGCUUUCCGCGAGGAGAGAAAGAUGGUGCAAGAAGAUGAGAAGAUAGGCUUUGAAAUUUCUGAGAACCAGAAACGACAAGCGGCCAUGACCGUAAGAAAAGUCAGUAAGCAGAAAGGCGUCGGCUACUCCCGAUCCGUUCCUCCGACAUACCCACCUCCCCAGGAGCCACUAAAUCAGGGACAAUACUUGGUCACCGAUGGCAUAGCCCAACCGCAGGUCUAUGAGUUCACCGAACCGAAACGCAGCCAGUCACCUUUCUGGCAAAACUUCAGCAGGUUAACGCCAUUCAAAAAAUAA